AAUCCAGAGAAUUAUUUUUCAUAUUUUUUUGGGAAAAAAAAAAAAAUUUAUAACAAAUGAAUACGGUCGUCGCCUUUGUGUCGUUGGGGAGAAAACUCUAUCGAAGCUUGAGAACCCUAUUCGGAGGUCUUUAGGGUUUCUUCUUCCUCCGCAAUCUCCAAUUGAAAUCACAGGUGAAUUAUUUGCUCCCGUUUCUCUCUAAAAAAGGUUUUAGGAUCCUUUAUUUUUAGAUUGUUCAUAUAUAUUGAUCUGCUAUAGAUGUGAGCACAUCAAAGAAGAAAAUAGUUGCAAAUGGAUUCUCCUGAUUAUGGUCGGGGUCAUGUGAAACGCGACAUGGAGGAUAGUACAGAUGUGAAGAGUGAUAGAGCUGGAGACAAUGAUGAAUGGGAAGGCAUUGAUAAGAGGAAGCAUAGGUCAAGUAGGUCGAGAAAGUCUGGUAAUGUUGAUGAUAAUGAAGGGUUAGAUGACAGUGGAAGAAGAAAAAGUUAUGGGGACAGAAAUGAUGGAAGAAAAAGAUCUAGUGGCUCGACCAGAGCAGAUAGUGAAGAAGAUGAUUAUGACUUGAGAAAAGAUAUGCGUCUUAAGCAGAUAAAGAAGAAACAAGAAGAGAGCAGCUUGGACAAGUUGAGUAGUUGGUACCAAGAUGGUGAAAUAGAGAGCAGGCAAGAUGGUGCAGAUAAGUCUGGAAGUAAAGGGCAAACUCGGUUGGAAGAAACUGAGAGGCGGAAAAUGACCUCAAAAAUUUCAGAGCAUGAGAGCUCACACAGUAGAAGCAGAAGCAAAGAAGAAAACUCACAUGAUGGGGAGCAUGAAAAAGUGCUGGAUAGAGAAUCCAGGCAUUUGGACAGGAGGGAAAGUGGCCGAGAGAAGGGUCAUGGGUCUUCUGAACAGACAAGGAGCUCCAGAAGAAGAUGGGAUGAAUCAGAUGCUGUUAGGAAAGCGGAAGAAACUUAUUAUGAAAGAGGCGAUUCAAGAAGUGGUAAGGCUUCUGAUAAGUAUGAGAGUUCUAGAGAGAGAAAUACAUCUGCCAGAAAUGAAACCAGUGAGAAUAAAAGCAGAGUUUUAGACUCAAGCAGUGACAGGGGUGUUAAAUCUAACAACCGAGAAGAAAGAAGAGCUGAUGCGGAGAGGAGUAUGAGUAAAGGUAGGUCAGAACCACUAGAAGAAGAUAAUAGGGGUAGUCCUAUUACUCGGGAAGACAGAUCGGGCAGGGAAAAAACUGAGAAGCAUAGGCAGCAGAGAACUCCCACAGGUCGGGAUGCUUCUGAAAGCCGUGAGAGGUCUUUCAAUGCAGAUGAAGAUGGAAAUGGAUGGAUGAGAGAUAAAGGUGCAAGAGAAGUAAGUAAUGCAAACAGGUCCAAGACCCCUGAAAGAAGUAGAAGACGUCAUCAGGAUUCAGAGCAUGCUGAGGUUGAUUAUGAAAGAAGUUUUAAGCGGAAGGAACUUGAAAAGGAUGGUUAUAAGGAUGAUCGAACUAAAGGCAGGGACGAUAGUUGGGCUGAAAGGAGUAGGGAUCGUGAAGGAUCCAAAGAGAGCUGGAAAAGAAGGCAAAACAGCAGUGAUGAUAAGGAGUCUAAGAACGGGGACAUUGUUUAUGAUCAUGGCAGAGAGUGGGAGCUGCCUAGACAUGGUCGUGAGAGAGCAGAUGGUGAAAGACACAGUGAAAGGCCUCAUGGUCGUUCUGGUAACAGGAAAGAUGGAAGCAGGGGUGAAGCUGUGAAAACAUCAUCCGACUUUGGAAUUUCAAAUGAAAAUUAUGAUGUAAUUGAGAUCCAAACGAAGCCUUUGGAUUAUGGAAGACCAGAGUCGGGAUCCAACUUUGCCCGAAGAGGUGAAGCUGGGCAGCAAUCUGAUGUUAAAUCAGCUGCCAAUGAUGAAGAAUGGGCAUAUAUGCAGGAUGAAAGAACAAGGAGGACUGAUGCAUAUGGGUCUGGUUCGCAUGUUGAAAAUUUGAAAGAAAAGUAUCCUGAUGAUGGCACCUCAUUGCGAGAUCAGAACUCAUGGAGGGAUGACUUUGAUUUCCAUGGAGGGAAAGGAAGAGGCCAAAAAGGUGCAAGUUCUGGCCGUAGUGGCAGUGGCCAAAGUGUUGGUAGUGGUUCACAGCCACCAUAUGGGAACCAGGAGUCCUUUAAUAGAGCUACUCCACAAGGACUAAAGGGGGGAAGAGUUGGGAGAGGAGGAAGAGGGAGGCCUAAUGGAAGAGACAGCCAACAGGUUGGAAUCCCCCUGCCAAUAAUGGGGUCGCCAUUUGGACCUCUUGGAAUGCCUCCACCUGGACCUAUGCAGCCACUUACCCCUAACAUGUCACCUGCUCCAGGCCCGCAAAUUUCCCCUGGUGUCUUUAUUCCUCCAUUUUCUCCCCCUGUUUGGCCUGGCGCACGGGGUGUUGAAAUAAAUAUGUUAGCUGUUCCUCCUGGACCAUCAGGCCCAAGAUUUCCCCCUAAUAUUGGUACUCCAGCAAAUCCUGCAAUGUAUUUUAAUCAAUCAGGCCCUGGAAGAGGAGGUCAUCCAAGUAUGUCUGGCCCUGGUUUCAGUGCUGCAGGAUCAAUGGGCCGUGGAGCUUCAGCAGAUAAAACUCCUGGUGGUUGGGUUCCUUCUAAAGGUAGUGGACCUCCUGGUAAAGCUCCUUCCAGAGGAGAGCAGAAUGACUACUCUCAAAAUUUUGUUGAUACUGGUAUGAGACCCCAGAACUUCAUUAGGGAGCUAGAGCUUACAAAUGUUGUGGAGGAUUACCCUAAGCUAAGAGAGCUGAUACAGAAAAAGGACGAGAUUGUGUCUAAGUCUGCUUCUCCUCCCAUGUACUACAAAUGUGACCUCAAGGAGUUUGAGCUAUCCCCAGAGUUCUUUGGAACUAAAUUUGAUGUCAUUCUUAUUGACCCCCCGUGGGAGGAAUAUGUUCAUCGUGCUCCUGGUGUUGCUGACCAUAUGGAGUACUGGACAUUUGAAGAAAUAAUGAAUCUUAAGAUUGAGGCAAUAGCAGACACACCUUCAUUUAUUUUCCUUUGGGUGGGUGACGGUAUGGGGCUUGAGCAGGGCCGACAAUGCCUAAAGAAAUGGGGAUUUCGUAGGUGUGAGGAUAUUUGUUGGGUGAAGACGAACAAAUCUAAUGCAACCCCAGGUUUACGGCAUGAUUCUCAUACUCUGUUUCAGCAUUCAAAGGAACACUGCUUGAUGGGCAUAAAGGGCACAGUUCGUCGCAGUACUGAUGGUCAUAUUAUCCAUGCUAACAUUGAUACCGAUGUUAUUAUUGCUGAGGAACCACCAUAUGGUUCAACUCAGAAGCCUGAGGAUAUGUAUAGGAUAAUUGAGCAUUUUGCCCUUGGACGGAGGAGGCUUGAGCUCUUUGGCGAAGAUCACAAUAUUCGGUCUGGUUGGCUCACUGUUGGUAGUGGACUAUCUUCAUCAAAUUUUAACGCUGAGGCAUAUAUCAGGAACUUUGGUGACAAGGAUGGUAAAGUGUGGCAAGGAGGGGGUGGACGAAAUCCACCUCCUGAGGCACCUCAUCUUGUCAUAACGACCCCGGAAAUAGAGGCUCUUCGGCCCAAAUCACCGAUGAAAAACCAGCAGCAAUUACAACAGCAGUCAUCGUCCAUUUCCCUAACAACAGCUAAUUCCUCUAACAGAAGGGCUGCUGGAAACUCACCACAAAAUCCAACUGUUCUUAGUCUGAACCAAGAGGCUUCAAGUUCUAAUCCUGCAACCCCAGGUCCCUGGGCUCCACCCAUGGAGGGUUUUAAAGGUCGAGAAGGCUGCAAUAUACCAUCAGAUGACAAGGUUUUUGAUAUGUAUGGAUAUGGUGGACCGGCAAAUGGAGACUAUCUAGAAUUUGAGUCCCACAGACAAAUGAAUUUACUAUAAUUUUCUCAGUAGAUAAAAUGUGCUGCCAUGUAGCUUGUAAUUUUUUUUUCCCUCUAAAAGGUAUAAAAUGGAAAGAAAAUGUGUUCUUUCCUGAGCAUUCCUUUU
This is a messenger RNA of Ziziphus jujuba (common jujube), 3963 nucleotides long. RefSeq names its product N6-adenosine-methyltransferase non-catalytic subunit MTB. Bases 292 to 3858 code for a protein of 1188 amino acids. NCBI's taxonomy places the organism in Eukaryota, Viridiplantae, Streptophyta, Magnoliopsida, Rosales, Rhamnaceae. The transcript has 7 exons. Gene Ontology annotation, cellular component: nucleus; RNA N6-methyladenosine methyltransferase complex. Gene Ontology annotation, molecular function: mRNA binding; methyltransferase activity. The record is from RefSeq and is a predicted model, not a curated record.